UCAACUAAAAUCUUAACUUGGUUUGGAACUGAGAACAGAACCAAAGAAGGCAAUGUGUUUGAGAAAGUUGAUAAAAGUAAAGUUUUAGUAGAAAAUGAAAAGACUGUGUUAAAGAAAAAUGGCAUAGUUGUGUUAGAUGAUAGUGAAGAAGAUGAAAAGACAUAA
Messenger RNA from Cetraspora pellucida, 165 nucleotides. Lineage: Eukaryota; Fungi; Glomeromycota; Glomeromycetes; Diversisporales; Gigasporaceae. The record is from the annotation of a GenBank genome assembly.